UUCGACGAGAGUCAGGAUGAGGACGGGUUCUUCGACGCUGACAGCGGCAAUGAAUCUGAAUCUGUACCAGGUCCAGGUCAGCCAGCACCACCAGGCAUACUGAGGCGGGCGCCUUCUCCGAACCGCGCAAGCGGCAAGGGCUACAAGGACGGCGGCGACGCGCGGCAUCACCUCCGCCAGGCGCUGGCGGCGGUCACCGACCCUGUGGUGAAGAAGGACCUCGAGAUGCAGAUCGCCAAGCUCAACCUGGCGGCCGACACGGAGCCAGAGCUGGGCGUGGUCGAGGCGUUGCGUCGCGCCGACGGCGCCAAGCGCAAUGCUGAACACAUACAUGAACAAGCUGUUGCGGCAGUACUACGCAUACGCAGCAACCUGGCGGCUGCGGAGGGGAAGGAAGCUACGACCGCCAUCAAUCUGGCCAAGGCCGUGGACGCUCGCAAGGUGGCUGCCCUUGCAGUCACAGAGGCGGAGGGUCUCGGCGGCACACCACUGGCGGCGGAAGCUAGCGAAAAGAAGAUACUCAACGCGGAGUGGGACGAGACGUUCUUUGGCAGCAUCGACGGUCUCGACGCCACCCCUGAGGAGAAGGCUGCGCUGCUCACGCUCAAGCAGCAGGAGCACCGGCGUAUCAUAGAGGAGAGGGCUGCGAAGAAGCGCAAGGCGGAGAACGGCAAGAAGCAGCAGGACGAGCAGUCGUCGGCCGAGGUCCCGAAGGCUCAUCCCGCAGCUGGAGGAGCAGGAGCCGAGAGUCCCACGGGCCCCGCCGCGGCGUCAGCGGCCGGCCAGGCCACGUCGACGCCCGAGGGCCCCACCGCCAACGUCAACGAGCAGCAGCGCAUCGCGGAGGAGGCCAAGAAGUUGUCGGGGGCCAAGUUCGCAGCGGCUGCCAUGGCGACCAAGGCCAAAG
Molecule: messenger RNA, 907 nt
Organism: Prorocentrum cordatum
Lineage: Eukaryota; Dinophyceae; Prorocentrales; Prorocentraceae
Source: the annotation of a GenBank genome assembly